Molecule: messenger RNA, 2851 nt
Organism: Crotalus tigris (Tiger rattlesnake)
Lineage: Eukaryota; Metazoa; Chordata; Lepidosauria; Squamata; Viperidae
Gene: ATP10A
Product: ATPase phospholipid transporting 10A (putative)
Exons: 14
Coding region: 1-2754 (917 amino acids)
Biological process (GO): phospholipid translocation
Cellular component (GO): plasma membrane
Molecular function (GO): ATP hydrolysis activity; magnesium ion binding; ATPase-coupled intramembrane lipid carrier activity
Source: RefSeq, a predicted model, not a curated record
AUGACACUGUCAUAUAAAAUAAUUCAUUGUUUAAUUUUAUUUCAGGACUCUGAGUUUGAUCCCAUGAAAUUUGCUAGCACCAUUGAAUGUGAAGAACCCAAUAAUGAUAUACGUAGGUUUCGAGGCUUCAUUGUGCAUAAGAAUGGGAAAAAAGUUCCAUUGUGUAAAGAAAACCUUUUGUUACGAGGAUGCACUAUUAGAAAUACAGAAGAAGUCUCUGGAAUUGUGAUCUAUGCAGGUCAUGAGACAAAAGCCUUGUUAAAUAACAGUGGGCCACGUUACAAACGCAGUAAGCUUGAAAGACAAAUGAAUUGCGAUGUUCUUUGGUGUGUCCUCAUACUUAUCACAAUGUGUUUGUUUUCUGCUGUUGGGCAUGGAAUCUGGGUCUGGCAGUAUGAUGACAAAAAGAAACCUGCCUUUGAUGUCCCAGGUCCUGAUGGAAAGUAUUGGCCUCCAGCUCAAGCUGCGUUUUAUUUAUUUUUGACAAUGAUUAUAGUCCUUCAGGUUCUCAUUCCAAUUUCCUUAUAUGUCUCCAUUGAAAUUGUUAAAAUAUGCCAAGUUUAUUUUAUUCAUCAAGAUAAGGAUUUAUUUGAUGAAGAGACAGACUUUCAGCUACAAUGUCGAGCUUUGAAUAUCACAGAAGAUUUAGGGCAGAUUCAAUAUAUAUUUUCUGACAAGACUGGAACUCUCACUGAGAAUAAAAUGGUUUUCCGGAGGUGUACAGUUUCUGGCAUAGAAUAUUCCCAUGAUGCUAAUGCAAAGCGUUUAGCUAUGUACCAGGAAGCUGAUUCAGAAGAUGAAGAAACCUCACCUAAAGUGGGGACAUUGUCUCAGCGGGAUAGUAUUAGUAGUCACCAGAGCAUCAAAGUCACCUUCAGAAACCAGAGUGUAAAAUCUCAUAGACGAACAGGAAGCAGAGCAGAAGCCAAAAGAGCAAGUAUUCUUUCAAAGCAUACAGCUUUCAGUAGCCCAAUGGAAAAAGAUAUCACACCUGAUCCUAAUUUGCUACAGAAAGUAAAAGAAUGUGCAAAGUACCUGAGAAAUCCCGAUCAACCAUUAUCCCAACUGUCCCCUGAACUUUCAGACAUCUUUGAUUUUUUCAUAGCUUUGACAAUCUGCAAUACAGUGGUGGUUACAUCUCCAAAUCAACCACGACAAAAGGUCAGAAUCAGAUUUGAAAUGAAGUCUCCAGUAAAGACAAUUGAAGAUUUUAUUCGGAAAUUCACCCCCAGCCGACUGACCUCUGGAUCAAACAGUAGUAGCUCUUCAAGCCUGGCAACCAGCAAAUCAAGCCAACGAGCUAGCUCAGGUGUUCUUUCCCCAGGGUCUGCAGAGUGCACUUUAUUAAAACUAGAAAAGUUCUCCAACUCUUCCCAGAUGAAUAACAAUGGUUACAAUUCCCAGCAAGCCAGCUGGACCUCAGAAACUGGGGCAGAAGAGGGAGAAUUGCGCUAUGAAGCUGAGAGCCCUGAUGAGGCUGCCCUUGUCUAUGCAUCCAAGGCAUAUGAGUGUGCUUUAGUUGGCAGGCUGCCUGACCAGGUGUCAAUCGAGUUACCUCACCUAGGAAGGCUCACCUUUGAAGUUCUACACAUCCUGGGCUUUGACUCCAUCCGGAAAAGAAUGUCAGUGGUUGUCAGACAUCCUCUUACAAAUGAAAUAAAUGUUUACACUAAAGGAGCAGAUUCUGUAAUCAUGGACCUCCUUCUGCCCUAUUCAUCAGAUGACGCCCGAAACAGGCAUCAAAAGAAAAUCCGAAGCAAAACUCAAAGGUUUCUUAACUUGUAUGCUGCUGAUGGUCUGAGGACAUUAUGCAUUGCAAAAAAAGUGCUGAGCAAUGAGGAUUAUUCUUGCUGGUUAAAAAGUCACAUUGAAGCAGAAUCUUCUAUUGAAAACCGUGAAGAGUUGCUGUUCCAGUCUGCCAGCCGUAUAGAGACAAAUCUUCACCUGCUAGGUGCAACUGGCAUUGAAGAUCGUUUGCAGGAUGGAGUCCCAGAAACCAUCAUAAAUCUGCGCAAGGCUGGCCUUCAGAUAUGGGUUCUAACUGGAGAUAAACAAGAAACUGCUAUUAAUAUUGCUUAUGCCUGCAAGUUAUUGGAUCAUGAUGAAGAGAUCAUUACUCUGAAUGCUGAUUCCGUGGAAAUGUGUGCUGCAAUGCUGGAACAACACUUGAAUUGGGUAGAUUCUAAAUUUUACAGUGAAACAACAAAGAACUUUCUUCAGAAAACAAAAGGAGAAUUUACCCCCUUCUCUGUGUCAUCAUCACUGAGCCAGCCCAACCUGGGUUUAGUCAUUGAUGGGAGGACCCUGGCUUAUGCUCUGGACAAAGGCCUGGAAGACAAAUUUCUUUCAUUAGCCGGAAAGUGUCGCUGUGUGCUGUGCUGCCGAUCUACUCCAAUUCAAAAAGGGAUGGUUGUCAAACUGAUCAGAGAUAAACUGAAGACAAUGACUUUGGCCAUAGGUGAUGGGGCUAAUGAUGUCAGUAUGAUUCAAGUGGCUGAUAUUGGUGUGGGGAUUUCUGGUCCAGAAGGCAUGCAGGCUGUGAUGGCGAGUGACUUUGCAGUUCCAAAAUUCCGAUAUUUAGAGAAACUCCUUCUUGUGCAUGGCCACUGGUGUUACUCCCGACUUGCCAACAUGGUGUUGUAUUUUUUAUACAAAAACGCAGUAAGUAUAAUAGUUUGUAGUUAUCUUUGUUCCUGUAUCUUAUUUCUGGAUUGCAACAAGCUGAAAAGGCUGCCUGUGAUGCUUUCCUUUUGAUCUCAAUUCGUAAUUACAUAGCACCUCUUCAGAACCUUAAACAUUCAAUAUGCAUUCCAGUUAAGACACUUCAGAAGAAGAAUUUGAAUAAGAUUGC